GCCGCAGGCCGGGGCGGGUCCAGGGGGUGGAGCCGGCCGGUGACCGGGCGUGACGCGGGCCGCGGCCGCGCAUAUAGAGGCGGCCCCGGGGGCGCAGGGACGGAGCUCCGCCGCCACCACCACCACCACCACCACCACCACCACCGCCAUGCGGGAGAUUGUGCACCUGCAAGCCGGCCAGUGCGGCAACCAGAUCGGGGCCAAGUUCUGGGAGGUGAUUAGCGAUGAACAUGGCAUCGACCCCACCGGCACCUACCACGGUGACAGCGACCUGCAACUGGAACGCAUCAACGUGUACUACAACGAGGCCACAGGGGGGAAUUAUGUCCCGCGAGCCGUGCUGGUGGACCUGGAGCCUGGCACCAUGGAUUCCGUGCGCUCCGGCCCCUUCGGCCAAAUCUUCCGGCCUGACAACUUUGUGUUCGGCCAAUCCGGAGCCGGCAACAAUUGGGCCAAGGGCCACUACACGGAGGGCGCCGAGUUGGUGGAUGCCGUCCUGGAUGUGGUGCGGAAGGAAGCAGAGAGCUGUGAUUGCCUGCAGGGCUUCCAGCUGACCCACUCGCUGGGCGGGGGCACCGGCUCCGGCAUGGGCACCCUGCUCAUCAGCAAGAUCCGCGAAGAAUUCCCAGACCGCAUCAUGAACACCUUCAGCGUGGUACCAUCGCCCAAGGUGUCGGACACGGUGGUGGAGCCCUACAACGCCACGCUGUCCGUGCACCAGCUGGUGGAGAACACGGAUGAGACCUACUGCAUUGACAACGAGGCCCUGUAUGACAUCUGCUUCCGCACGCUCAAGCUCACCACGCCCACCUACGGGGACCUCAACCACCUGGUGUCUGCCACCAUGAGCGGGGUCACCACCUGCCUGCGCUUCCCGGGCCAGCUCAACGCUGACCUGCGCAAGCUGGCCGUGAACAUGGUGCCCUUCCCGCGCCUGCACUUCUUCAUGCCCGGGUUCGCGCCCCUCACCAGCCGGGGCAGCCAGCAGUACCGUGCGCUGACGGUGCCCGAGCUCACCCAGCAGAUGUUCGAUGCCAAGAACAUGAUGGCCGCCUGCGACCCGCGCCACGGCCGCUACCUGACCGUGGCCGCCGUCUUCCGGGGCCGCAUGUCCAUGAAGGAGGUGGAUGAGCAGAUGUUGAGCGUACAAAGCAAAAACAGCAGCUACUUCGUGGAGUGGAUCCCCAACAACGUCAAGACGGCCGUGUGUGACAUCCCACCCCGUGGCCUCAAGAUGGCUGCUACCUUCAUUGGCAACAGCACGGCCAUCCAGGAGCUGUUCAAGCGCAUCUCGGAGCAGUUCACGGCCAUGUUCCGGCGCAAGGCCUUCCUGCACUGGUACACGGGCGAGGGCAUGGACGAGAUGGAGUUCACCGAGGCCGAGAGCAACAUGAACGACCUGGUGUCCGAGUACCAGCAGUACCAGGACGCCACGGCCGAAGAGGGCGAGUUCGAGGAGGAGGCCGAAGAGGAGGUGGCCUAGCCGGCCCGCAGCCCCAGCCAGCAGCACCUGCACAGGCCCCUGUGCCACGGGGCUUCGCCUACCUUUCCUUUCAUCCUUGACCCUCCACGACCACCUCCACUUGGAGCCCUGUUCCCUGAGCCUCCCCCAGACCUGUGAACCCUGCUUUUGCGCCCUGCGAGCCUGCCUCUACCUCUUAGCUACAGAAGCACCGCCCCCACCCCUUUGCCUCCCUGUCACUUGCCUCAGCGUCCGCCCACCUGU
Molecule: messenger RNA, 1726 nt
Organism: Ochotona princeps (American pika)
Lineage: Eukaryota; Metazoa; Chordata; Mammalia; Lagomorpha; Ochotonidae
Product: tubulin beta-4A chain
Exons: 4
Coding region: 149-1483 (444 amino acids)
Biological process (GO): mitotic cell cycle; microtubule cytoskeleton organization
Cellular component (GO): cytoplasm; microtubule
Molecular function (GO): GTP binding; structural constituent of cytoskeleton; GTPase activity
Source: RefSeq, a predicted model, not a curated record